AUGUGUUCUGUAAAAAGAUUAAUUCUUUUUAUAAUAACAUUUUGUUUUUUUGUAAAAAUAGAAAAUUUUGUUAGUAAAUUUUAUAAUAUACAUAUAUUUGUUAAGGCAAAAAAGUGUGUCAAUAAUAAUUUUUUUCUUUUUUUGUUAAAUGCAGAAAAAGAAAAAAAUUUUAGAAAAAAAAGAAGCUAUAUUAUAAAAAAAGAAAUAAAGAAAAAAAGUAAUUUCUUAAGUUCAUUAACAAAUAAUGAAAAUCAUUAUGAAAAGAAUAGCGAAAUAAAUACAACUGAUGAAGAAAAGUAUAAUUUAAUAAAAAAUAUAAAAAAAUAUUGUGAAUGUACUAAAAAAUUUAAGAGGUUGCCAACAAGGGAAGUUGCAAUUGGAAAUGUUAAAAUUGGUGGCAAUAAUAGAAUAGCUAUUCAAACCAUGACUAGCUGUGACACGAGAAAUGUAGAAGAAUGUGUCUAUCAAAUUAAAAAAUGUAGAGAUUUAGGAGCUGAUAUUGUAAGACUAACAGUUCAAGGUGUUCAAGAAGCAGAAGCAAGUUAUUAUAUUAAAGAAAAAUUACUAUCUGAAAAUAUUACAAUUCCUCUAGUAGCUGAUAUCCAUUUUAACCCUAAAAUUGCCUUAAUGGCAGCGGAUGUAUUUGAAAAAAUUAGAAUUAACCCUGGAAAUUAUGUAGAUGGAAGAAAAAAAUGGAUAAAUAAAAUUUAUAAAACAAAAGAAGAAUUUGAUGAAGGUAAAUUAUUUAUAAAAGAAAAAUUUGUACCAUUAAUUGAAAAAUGCAAAAGAUUAAAUAGAGCAAUAAGAAUAGGUACCAACCAUGGUUCUUUAUCAGCUCGAAUGCUUUCCUAUUAUGGUGAUACUCCAUUAGGAAUGGUUGAAUCUGCUUUUGAAUUUUCAGAUUUAUGCAUUGAAAAUAAUUUUUAUAAUGUAGUUUUUUCUAUGAAAGCAUCUAAUGCUUACGUAAUGAUACAUUCAUAUAGAUUAUUAGCAGCUAAACAGUAUGAAAAAAAUAUACUUUUUCCCAUACAUUUAGGAGUAACAGAAGCUGGAUUUGGAGACAAUGGAAGAAUAAAGUCUUAUUUAGGAAUAGGAUCAUUAUUAUACGAUGGAAUAGGAGAUACUAUCAGAAUAUCAUUGACAGAAGAUCCAUGGGAAGAACUAAUUCCUUGUAAAAAAUUAAUUGAAAAUUUUAAAAAAAGAAUAUUUUAUACUGAGAAGAUAGAUGAUAACACAAUUACAAGUGAAAAAAAUAAUGAAAAACUAAAUGAAAGUAAUAAUAUCAUCAAAAAAAAUGUAGUUGAUUUAAACGGCUUUGAUAAUAAUAUAAUCAAGAAUCAGAGUCAUAAUAAUGAAAAAGAGAAAAUAAUAAGAAAUGAAGAAAGUAGUUACGAUAAAGAAGUCCCAACUAAUAUAUAUAAUAUGAAAAAUCUCUUAAAUUUUGAAGAAAAUUUCAGAAAUUUUAAUAAUAUAGUAAAAAGAAAAGUAGAAAAAAGUGAUAAUAUAUUACAUGAGGACUGUACUGUAGGUAACGUAGUUACAGUAAAAGAAUUGGAAGAUUCCCUGCAAAUAUUCAAAGACUUAAAUCUAGAGGUGGAUAAAAAUGGGAAUUUAAAGAAAGGAGCUAAAACUAGUGAUAUAAUUAUUGUAAAUAAAUUUGAAACCAUAACAAAUUUAUCAAAAAAAACGAUUGAAAAAUUAAUGGAAGCAGGAUUAUAUGUAUUGGUAGAAUAUCACCAAAAUAAUAUUGAUAUUAUUCAAAAAUUUAAAGGUAAUAACAUCUUAUUAUAUACUGACAUAGGAAAUAUAAUGAAUCUUUUAGAAAAUAAUAAAAAAGUUGAAAUAAAUAAUAUAAAAGGAUAUGCAUUAAUUUUAAAUGGAAAAGAAGAUAUUGAAAUGAUAGAAAAAAUAAAAAAAUUAAAUCCACCUCCAUUAUUUAUUCUCUUAAAAUCGGAUAGUAUAUAUGAACAUGUAUUAAUUACAAGAAGAAUAAAUGAAAUACUACAUUCUUUAAGUAUAAAAAUACCACUUAUACAUUAUGUUGAUAUUAAUUCUACUAAUUAUGAUAAUAUAUUAGUUAAUGCAACAUUAUAUGCGGGAAGUUGCUUAAUCGAUUUAAUGGGGGAUGGAUUAAUUAUAAAUGUAACUAACAGUGAUUUUAAACAAAAAGAAGACCAUCAUAAAAAUUUGAGUCGUGUUGCUUUAAACUCAUUUUUAACUUUAAAUAUUUUACAAGAUACUCGUAUUCGGUUAUUUAAAACAGAUUAUAUAGCUUGCCCUUCCUGUGGAAGAACAUUAUUUAAUAUACAAGAGACAACUAAAAAAAUUAUGAAACUAACAGGACACUUAAAAGGGGUAAAAAUUGCAAUUAUGGGUUGUAUUGUAAAUGGUAUAGGGGAAAUGGCAGAUGCACAUUUUGGUUAUGUCGGAAGUGCACCUAAAAAAAUUGAUUUGUAUUAUGGUAAGGAAUUAGUAGAAAGAAAUAUACCUGAAGAAGAAGCUUGUGAUAAAUUAAUAGAACUAAUUAAAAAGCAUAACAAGUGGCAAGAUCCACCAAAUUGA
Molecule: messenger RNA, 2562 nt
Organism: Plasmodium gallinaceum
Lineage: Eukaryota; Apicomplexa; Aconoidasida; Haemosporida; Plasmodiidae
Gene: GcpE
Product: 4-hydroxy-3-methylbut-2-en-1-yl diphosphate synthase, putative
Exons: 1
Coding region: 1-2562 (853 amino acids)
Biological process (GO): terpenoid biosynthetic process; isopentenyl diphosphate biosynthetic process, methylerythritol phosphate pathway
Molecular function (GO): iron ion binding; 4-hydroxy-3-methylbut-2-en-1-yl diphosphate synthase activity (ferredoxin)
Source: RefSeq, a predicted model, not a curated record